AUGGACUCUGGACCCCCUUAUCCACCACAAUAUGUCAUGCUCAAUGGCCAAGGGAACCUUAGGCCCCCUAACCAUAGACGCCACAUUCCCCGCUACCAUUCUCAUGAUCAUGCCUUCUAUCUUUUUACAGUUUAUAAACCCCAAAAGCCUUCCUAUAACGUCAAUCAGGUUGAGGUCAAGUCUUUCAAUAUCCAGACAGAUCUUAGCCUCUAUGCAGAAAUCUCUGUUUCUGUAAAGGCUGAUAAUCCCAAUCAUUUUAUAGGCUUCAUUUAUGGGAAGGAAAGCUCUGUUGCUGUUUUAUACACAGGAAACACUCUUUGUUCAGGCAAGCUCCCAGCUUUUCAUCAACCUGGGAACAACAUUACCUUCUUGAAUAUUCUGUUGAAAGGAAAGAAUGAGUUUGGUUCAGGUCUUCAAGAGACUCUCCUUCAAAACCAAAAGAACGGAAAAAUUCCUUUAAUCAUAACCGUAAAGGCGCCAGUAAGCGUUGUGAUUGCAGGUUUCCCGUUAACACAGGUUGUUGUUCAUGUUAACUGCUCUUUAGUUGUUGACAAUUUAUCGCCAAACCAACAAAUUGGGAUUUUGUCAAGUAACUAUGCUUAUGACAUUGGCCUCUGAAUGCCAUAUCUCCUCAGCCAGAUUUUCUUUCUCUUCUGUAUUUAUCUGACUCUUUCAGGCUGAAUGGGCGAAGAAAAAUAGCAAUUUCAUAAGCUUGAUUCAUGCAAUAUUCCAAUUAACCUAUUCCCAGGAUGCGUAU
This is a messenger RNA of Durio zibethinus, 757 nucleotides long. RefSeq names its product NDR1/HIN1-like protein 6. NCBI's taxonomy places the organism in Eukaryota, Viridiplantae, Streptophyta, Magnoliopsida, Malvales, Malvaceae. The record is from RefSeq and is a predicted model, not a curated record. Gene Ontology annotation, biological process: defense response to other organism. Gene Ontology annotation, cellular component: plasma membrane.